Molecule: messenger RNA, 2688 nt
Organism: Corvus hawaiiensis (hawaiian crow)
Lineage: Eukaryota; Metazoa; Chordata; Aves; Passeriformes; Corvidae
Gene: CD14
Product: CD14 molecule
Exons: 2
Coding region: 425-1774 (449 amino acids)
Biological process (GO): inflammatory response; toll-like receptor 4 signaling pathway; positive regulation of non-canonical NF-kappaB signal transduction
Cellular component (GO): membrane raft; lipopolysaccharide receptor complex; external side of plasma membrane
Molecular function (GO): protein binding; lipopolysaccharide binding
Source: RefSeq, a predicted model, not a curated record
CUCCGGUCCUGCUCAGGAAGUCACGCCGUGGAGCCAGGGCUGUGCCCGGGAUCCGGGCUCGAGGUGUCUGCCCAGCCCCGGGCGUGGGGACCCGACCGGGCAGCAUCAGCUGCGGGAGCUCCAGCGGCAGCUAGAGCACAGCUGGAGCACCGAGGGCUCACCCAGCGGGAGGCUGGACAGGGGCGGGUGCCGGACGGAGCUGAGCACUUGGAGCCUUUGGCACCUCGGGCCGAGAUUUGGCAGCAGCAGCAGGAAGCAGCAAGGAAUCGUUUCGGUGUGAGCUGGCCGGUGAGUCACCGGACAAACUCAUCCCGCUGCUGCUCCCCGCAGCGAGGGGCGCUUGGUGCAGGUGCUGGAGGAGAGCUUCUCCCCGGGAGGCUGGUGCAGCCCCGCGACUGCACGGACAGUUUUUAGGUUGUUCACCAUGAGUGUGGCUGUGCUCCUGCUCCUGGGGCUGGGGCUGCUGGAGGCAGAAGGCAGAAGGAACCGGUGUUUCUUCAACCGCACUCAGGAGUACUGCAAGUGCUACAACCUGUCCGAGGAAACCAUCGGCAGCAUCAUCCAGUGCCUCCCAGCAACUGUGGUGGAGUUUCAGGGUGGAGACCUGGAGAAAUACAUAGCCUUCCCCAUCGGGGACCUGGACUCCUCCGCCAUUGAAACUCUGGACUCCCUUACCAUCCAGAAAAUAAUAAUUGGAAAUGUCCUGGUGCCUGAGAUACUCCUUGCCCGUGUGCUGAGGUUCUUCUCCUACACCCACGUGCAGGAGCUGGCCUUUGAGAGCUGCAUUUUCCAGGGGACAGGCAACUGGAGUGACAUGGAUGGCCAGAACUUGCCCAUACUGUCCCUGAGCUUCCACAACGUGACAUCUGCCCCACUGACAGGCCAGGAACAGGCCUUCUCCAGCCUGAGCAGCUGGCUGGGGACCCUGGAAGAGCUGGCUGUCACCGGCUCCCGCAUCACCAGCCUGCCCUGUGCCAUCGGGAGGGUGUUCAGAGCUCUGCACUCCCUGGACCUGGCACAGAACAGCCUCGGGGAUGGAAGCCUGAGCCCCGCCUUCUGCCAGGGAGCUUUCCCUCAGCUCCAAGGGCUGAGCCUGCGCCACAACAACCUGAGGUCCUACCACAGCACGUGCAAGGGCGUGGAGUUGCUGCUGGAGCUCCAGCACCUCGAUCUCAGCCACAACGAGCUCACGGCAGACCCAUCCCCCUCGUGCCAGUGGCCAGCAUCCCUCCGGCAUUUUAACCUGUCCAGCACUGGCUUGGAUGAAGUGCCGACACCGCUGCCUCCCAAGCUCGAGGUGUUGGACAUGAGCCACAACCACCUCCAUGCUGUCGACAUCUCCCUCAGCUCCCUGAAGAAGCUCUUCCUGGACCAAAACCUGUUGCAGGCUGUCCCCUCCAUCAGGAAUUACCCCAUGCUGGACACCCUUCACCUGGACAACAACUCCAUUACAGAGCUGCCGAGGGAUGAGGUGAAGCUCCUGGGGCACCUGCAGGACGUGGCUGUGGCUGACAACCCCUUCAGCUGCUCGUGCUCUGGGGCCGGGGCGCUGCAGGCGCUGGCAGCCGCGGGGCACCUGGGGCAGGGCUGGCCCGGGGACUACAGGUGCCACUCGCCAGCUCAGUACCAGAGCUGGCCGGUGGCACAGGUGCCGGUGUCGGUGCUGCGCUGUGACCCUGCUGCCGUGGUGGCCCCAAUCUGCGUCACGCUUGCCCUGCUUGGCCUGGCCGGAGCUGUCUAUGUGGCCAGGGCCAGGCCCUGCCGCAGAGCCUGAGGGGUACCUGGACCCUUCCCACCAGUGCUUCCCCACAGGAGCUCUGUGAGAAGGCUCACAGGCCCCCCUUCUGCUGAGGGGCCCUUGGUGUCCCCAGUGUGGGCUCUCCUGUGGAGCACAGGGCUGCUAUCUGCAGGAUGAUCCCGCUGUGCCUGUGCCCAGCCAAGUGCUGGGGCACCCCUCACUUCGAGCCCCAGGCUGUGCUCUGACCCAGAGCCGCACCCUCCCGUAGGGGAUUUCCAUGUGGCCAACUCCAACUCCCCAAGCCCCGACAUGUCCCCAUCGUCCCUGCCAUGUCCCCUGCCCUGGGCAAGGGGAGUUCAGCUCCAUCAUAUUCCCACCGGUAGCACUCAGAUGCCCCAAGCCUGGCUGGGAUCUGCUGGUCCCUGCCCAGACCUCCCCCCAGCCCACCCAGCCUUGGAGCCUCCAUGGCCCCUGUGCUGAUCCUCCCUCUCCUCACCUGCAGCUGUGGCUGGGCCAGGAUGUCAGGUUUGGCAGGAGGCUGCUUGGCUGCUUUUGAGCCUAAGAGAACAACCACAAAAGACAGGAAAAUUACUAAAUUAAACACCCCUGCACACAAAUGCUAAUGAGCAGGAGCAGCUCCUUAGACCUCGACCUGAGGCACUAGUGGAUGAGUCCAAGUGGGGUCUUGAGGAGGUUCAACCAGAAACUUUUUUAAGUGAUAGGAAGAAAAUGUGUUUAUUCUGGUUCUGGGUUAUUCAGAGAAUAUCUCAUAGUAAGGAGAAAGUGGAUUAUGGGAUGCUGAGGGAGAGCCCGGGAAUGCAGGACUAGGGAAUAUUCAAAGGAAGGGGAUGGGUGGGGAAGGGACAGGCAUGGGAAAAUGGGGAUGGGGGAGAAUCAUAGAAUCACAGAAUAGUUUCAGUUGGAAGGUACCUUAAAGAUCAUCUCAUUCC